This is a messenger RNA of Dromaius novaehollandiae (emu), 2338 nucleotides long. It is a transcript of the gene FRZB, whose product is annotated as frizzled related protein. NCBI's taxonomy places the organism in Eukaryota, Metazoa, Chordata, Aves, Casuariiformes, Dromaiidae. The coding region runs from base 224 to 1168 and encodes 314 amino acids. The record is from RefSeq and is a predicted model, not a curated record. Gene Ontology annotation, biological process: non-canonical Wnt signaling pathway; canonical Wnt signaling pathway. Gene Ontology annotation, cellular component: cytoplasm. Gene Ontology annotation, molecular function: Wnt-protein binding. The transcript is spliced from 6 exons.
CGGCCCGGCCCCGCCCUGCACCGCCCCGCGGGGGAGGGGCCGCCCGCGCCGGCGGGGCGCAGAGCGAGACGGCGUGGGGCCGCGGGCGCAACCCCUUGCAGAGCCGCUGCCGCCGCCGCCGUCCCCAUGCCGGCCUAGCGCCCCGCGCCAGCUCCGCUCCUGCCCGUCCCCGCCGCGCCGAGCGCCCGGCGCUCCGAGGCGGCCCCCGCGGGGCGGCGCCGCCAUGUGGCGGGGGCUGCCGCUGCUCGCCCUGGCCGCGGUGCUGCUGCGCGAGACGCCGCGGGCGCGGGCCGCGGCCUGCGAGCCGGUGCGCAUCCCCCUGUGCAAGCCGCUGCCCUGGAACAUGACCAAGAUGCCCAACCACCUGCACCACAGCACGCAGGCCAACGCCAUCCUGGCCAUCGAGCAGUUCGAGGGGCUGCUGGGCACCAACUGCAGCCCCGACCUGCUCUUCUUCCUCUGCGCCAUGUACGCGCCCAUCUGCACCAUCGACUUCCAGCACGAGCCCAUCAAGCCCUGCAAGUCGGUGUGCGAGCGGGCCCGCGCCGGCUGCGAGCCCGUCCUCGUCCGCUACCACCACGCCUGGCCCGAGAGCUUGGCCUGCGACGAGCUGCCGCUCUACGACCGCGGCGUCUGCAUCUCCCCCGAGGCCAUCGUCACCGCCGAGGGAGCCGAUUUCCCUAUGGAUUCUAAUAAUGGCAACUGUAGAGGCACCGGCAGUGAGCGCUGCAAAUGUAAGCCUGUAAAAGCUACCCAGAAGACCUACCUUCGGAACAAUUACAACUACGUCAUUCGGGCUAAAGUGAAGGAGGUGAAGACUAAAUGUCAUGAUGUCACUGCAGUAGUGGAAGUAAAGGAGAUUCUAAAAUCUUCUUUGGUGAACAUCCCAAAGGACACUGUAAACCUUUACACAAACUCCGGUUGCCUAUGUCCACCCCUCAGUGCCAAUGAAGAAUACAUCAUAAUGGGCUAUGAAGAUGAGGAGCGCUCCAGGUUACUCUUGGUAGAAGGCUCCAUAGCUGAGAAAUGGAAGGAUCGUCUAGGUAAAAAAGUAAAGCGUUGGGAUCAGAAACUCCGCCACCUUGGGAAGGGAAAAGGAGAGCCUGGACAAAGUGAUUCAGCUCAGAAGUCUAGCAAAACCAGCAAUUCACGACAAGCACGUAAUUAGAUGUGAAAUGCUGUAUGUUAAAAUUCAGUGGACUGUAUAUCAAGACUUGCAUUGUUGGAGCAGCAAAGGAGAAAUUGCACUAUUGCACGUUAUAUUCUAUUGUUUACUACAAAAUAAUGUUUUAGCUUAUAUUAGUUUUUAUUCUUCCUGGUGUCUGCCUUUUUUUUCUGGAUCUGCGCAAGCUCUGGAAAUAUAUAUUUUUUUUUUCUGUCAGAAAACUGCCCUUAUGAGAUGGGGAAAGAUUAGGUCAUGCUGAAGUUACCAUUUUAUCUCCUGAAUCUUCUUAUGGAGAAAAUUCUGAUGUAAGCAGAGAUGAGAUCUGUCAAAGACUGAUUUAAAAUCACGACUCUCACCAGCUUCCUUGUUCCAGUCUUUCUCAUCACAGGCUCGGUCAUUGUUUGCAGAAAGUCAUGGCAGGAGGAGUGGGGGUGGGUUUGUUUUUUUGCUGUUGUUCUUUGGUUUUUUUGAAUGUAUAAAUUUUUAUUCUGAAAUAUAAUGGCCAUAUAUGUACACACACUCGACCCCGCCAUGUUUAGAGGCACAUGAUACUUCUAGAAAAUGAAUGGAGAAGAAAACUGUUUGCAGAGUUCCUCACAGAAAAACAGCAAGACCAUUUUUUACUAGUAGGAAACCACAGUUUGGAUGUUUAGUGCUGUUUAUGUGGUUACUUUUUUUUAUUUGGUCUUUGGUAGAAUUACUUGUUCACAAAAAUACUAAUUAGCGUUAAGGAAAGAAAUUAUGUCAAGAGAACUGUUUUACUCAGUACACCUUUGUUAAAUUUGUAAGUAAUUUUGUAACUUGUGUAAGCCAAAGUCUAACUUAAAAUAUUUACUGUGACAAACACAGUGUGCUUCUUGUUUUUUUGAAUAUGUUGGGACUUGUUUUUUAAACAUGUUGGGAAUAUGUGGGGAAAUGUUGUAUUGGUCUGUUACCUCAGAACAUAAUUUACAAUAUAUUUUUUUCCUCUUAUAAUGGCAGUUUUCUUCCUUUUCUUUCAUUUCUCUGCUGAGUUGUAGGAGUAGACUGACUUACCAGGCCUGCUUCUCAGUACAGGUCUGCACUUUAUCAUUUUGAUUUUGUGGUGUUAUUCUUAAAUCUGUGCCUACAUGAACAGCAGUGUUCAAUGCUCAGUAAAAUGUGUCUAAUAAAAGAAUUGUAGUUGUCAACACA